AUUUCAUAUCCGUACGUGGACGAACAGAUCACAAUUUGGAUGCUGGGCGUUGUCGCGUUUUUGGUACCAGCACUACUCAUCGCCAUCAUCACGAUAUUCUUCGUGCCAGGAAAGGAAGUACGAAGCGUGUCGACUCGUGCGCAGGUUUGGAGGUUGAAAUUGUGGGAGCUUGAGAAAGGUCUUGCUGGAUUAUGCUUCUCGGUGGCCGUGGCCUUCUUUGUGACCCAAGGAAUGAAGAAUAUGUUUGGUAAGCCGAGGCCAAACAUGCUCGCUCGAUGCGAGCCUGACCUGAACAGCAUUCAAGACCAUAUUGUCGGGGGCUACGGACAGGACAUCAGCAUUCGCUGGACGUUGGUAGACUUUGGAAUUUGCCAAUCCAAAGACGAGGCGAAGCUCAACGAUGGAUUUAGAUCUUUCCCUUCUGGACACUCAUCCUGGUCUUGGAGUGGACUACUCUAUCUCACCCUAUAUUUCUGCUCCAAGUUCGCCAUCGGCCUACCAUCGCUUCCAAUCAAUCAACAACCUUUGGCCAGGCAGCAGAAGCGCUCUUCGGAUCACGAGCUGCUCCCGCUUCACGCCAACCGAGCAAGAGGAGAUUCAGAAGAUACGAAGCAAGAGCACGACGACCAAACCUCGCCUGCUAAUGCAAUCUCUACGAGUCCGUUGUGGGUCAGGAAUUCUGCAGCGGCGCCUCCAAACUACCUCAUCAUCCCAGCUCUCACACCAGUCGCCGUGGCUGUCUAUAUAUGCUCAACACGAUGGGCAGAAUAUUACCACUUUGGCUUCGAUAUUAUUGGAGGCUCUUUGAUCGGUAUUGCGACGGCGUGGCUUGCAUUCAGAUGGUAUCAUCAACCCAUCGGUAGCAGAGGACAAGGCUGGGCCUGGGGUAGCCGUAGUAGAGAUAGAGCAUUUGCCAUUGGAGUCGGGACGGGAGGCUACGUUGGUGAU
Pseudocercospora fijiensis CIRAD86 is the source of this 948-nucleotide messenger RNA. RefSeq lists its product as uncharacterized. Gene Ontology annotation, molecular function: phosphatidate phosphatase activity. NCBI's taxonomy places the organism in Eukaryota, Fungi, Ascomycota, Dothideomycetes, Mycosphaerellales, Mycosphaerellaceae. The transcript has 4 exons. The record is from RefSeq and is a predicted model, not a curated record. The annotation marks the transcript as partial. Gene Ontology annotation, biological process: phospholipid metabolic process.